Messenger RNA from Ipomoea nil (Japanese morning glory), 883 nucleotides. RefSeq names its product glucan endo-1,3-beta-glucosidase. NCBI's taxonomy places the organism in Eukaryota, Viridiplantae, Streptophyta, Magnoliopsida, Solanales, Convolvulaceae. The coding region runs from base 298 to 645 and encodes 115 amino acids. The transcript has 4 exons. The record is from RefSeq and is a predicted model, not a curated record.
AAUGUUUGGUGUAGCUUUCUUGGUCCCUUUCCCAGAAAAACAAAACGUUCCACGUAACGGAUCACGUGCGAAUGAUUUAGCCGUUAAGCCUUUCCCAGUUCUCAAUUCUCAGCUCCAUGCCUCCAUUCCACUUUAAAACUCUGCUAACACCUGCUUCUGUUAAACCCAGAAAUCAUUCACUCACUUGUACUUCCCACCUCCACUUCAGAUCAACAGACCCAUUAUAUAUAUAUAUAUUGCUGAACCGAUCACUUAAUUGUACAAAUUUGAUCUCCCAGUCUCAUCAUCAAUCAAUCAAUGGCUAAAACUGCCGUAGCUUUCUCCCUUCUCCUCAUGCUUCUGUCCUUCCUCUCAGGUGGGACCUUGGCACUCAAGAAUGAACAGAAAACAUGGUGUGUGGCAAAGCCUUCAUCAGAUGAGACAACCUUAAAGAACAACAUAAACUAUGCUUGCUCCAAUGUGGAUUGUAAGAUGUUGCAAAAGGGAUGCUCUUGCUUCUACCCUGACAACUUCAUCAACCAUGCUUCCAUAGCAAUGAACCUUUACUAUCAAGCCAAUGGAAGGAACUACUGGAAUUGUCACUUUGGUGGAUCUGGCCUUAUUGUCUUGACUGAUCCUAGUUAUGGAAGCUGCUAUUAUGCAUGAUUGGUUGGCCUCUAUUGUAUUGCUAGUUAAAUAAUUAGAGCAUUGGAUGAUUGUAUUGUAAACAAAACACUGUUUUAUUUUAGCAAAAUAGCUAGAAUUUGAUGAGGAGUACUCUAGUCUGGCUUUUAGAGUAAAUAGGCGAGACAAGGAUAUUUUAAUGCUUGCAUUCGAAUCCUAGUGAUAUGAGUAGAUCAUGGAACAAAUAAGAUUAUCUAAGAACGUUCUCAAUUUAGUGGUA